AUGAAGCUGAAGGAGAUAGACCGUACUGCCAUGCAGGCAUGGAGCCCUGCCCAGCAGCACCCCAUUUACCUGGCCACAGGUACAUCAGCUCAGCAGCUUGAUGCAACCUUCAGUACAAGUGCUUCUCUAGAAAUAUUUGAGCUGGACUUAUCAGACCCUUCACUGGAUAUGAAGACCUGUGCCACAUUCUCCUCCUCCCACAGGUACCACAAGCUAAUCUGGGGCCCACACAGCAUGACCUCAGCUGAGAGAGUCUCUGGAGUCCUGAUUGCUGGGGGAGAAAAUGGAAGUGUCAUUCUGUAUGACCCAGCCAAAAUCAUAGAUGGAGACACCGAAGUAAUAAUUGCCCAGAAAGACAAGCACACAGGGCCUGUAAGAGCACUCGAUGUCAACAUGUUCCAGACUAAUCUGGUGGCUUCUGGUGCUAAUGAGUCUGAAAUCUAUAUCUGGGACUUGAACAACUUUGCUACACCAAUGACACCAGGAGUGAAGACACAGCCUCUCGAGGACAUCAGCUGCAUUGCAUGGAACAGGCAAGUCCAGCACAUCUUGGCAUCUGCCAGCCCCAGCGGCCGAGCCACCGUGUGGGAUCUCAGGAAGAAUGAGCCCAUCAUCAAAGUCAGUGACCACAACAACCGGAUGCACUGCUCGGGCUUGGCAUGGCACCCUGAUGUUGCUACCCAGAUGGUUUUGGCCUCGGAGGAUGACAGGUUGCCUGUUAUUCAGAUGUGGGACCUAAGAUUUGCCUCCUCACCACUUCGUGUUCUAGAAAAUCAUACAAGGGGUAUAUUGGCCAUUGCCUGGAGCAUGGCAGAUCCAGAGCUGCUGCUUAGCUGUGGGAAGGAUGCUAAAAUUCUCUGCUCCAACCCUAACACAGGAGAGGUGCUGUAUGAGCUGCCCACGAACACACAGUGGUGCUUUGAUAUCCAGUGGUGUCCCAGGAACCCUGCGGUGUUGUCUGCGGCUUCCUUCGAUGGGCGCAUCAGCAUUUACUCCAUCAUGGGAGGCAGCUCGGAUGGCUUGAGGCAGAAGCAAGUUGACCAGCUUUCAUCAUCGUUUGGAAACCUUGAUCCAUUUGGCACUGGACAGCCUCUCCCACCCUUGCAGCUUCCCCAGCAGACUGCCCCACAGAGUGUUGUUUUGCCUCUAAAGAAACCACCCAAAUGGAUCCGGCGACCCAUAGGAGCUUCGUUCUCGUUUGGAGGCAAGCUGGUUACAUUUGAGAAUGCCAAGGCUCAGCAGCAGCCAGGCAUGGAGCAGCAGCUGCAGCACCAUGUCUACGUGAGCCAGGUGGUCACAGAGAAGGAGUUUCUGGCCCGCUCAAACCAGCUGCAGGAGGCUGUGCAGUCUGAAGGCUUUGUCAGCUACUGCCAGAAGAAAAUCGAUAUGGCCCUGGCUGACUUUGAGAAAAACGUGUGGGCCUUCUUAAAGGUGAACUUUGAAGAAGACUCACGUGUUAAAUACCUUGAGCUCUUGGGAUACAGGAAAGAUGAUCUGAAGAAGAAGAUUACAUCUGCCCUGAAUAAAAAUGGUCUUGCAGAUGGUGUCUUGGGAGAGGCUUCUGCAGACUCUGAUGGAUCUGUGCUGAACGAGGGAGAGGAAGGCCAGGCUACAGAGGAGCAGUUCUUGGGAGAGAGGCUGAAGGACCAUAAACAAGAAACUGAAGAUUUGGGAUCUGCAAAGACAACAUUUAACAUUUCUGUUAGUGGAGAUGUGGAUGGUCUGAUCUCCCAGGCCCUGCUGACAGGGAACUUUGAGAGUGCAGUCGAUCUCUGCUUACAUGACAACCGCAUGGCUGAUGCCAUUAUCUUGGCCAUCGCAGGAGGGCAGGAGCUGCUUUCUAGGACACAGGAGAAGUACUUUGCUAAGAUGCAGAGCAAAAUUACCAGGCUCAUCACUGCAGUGGUAACGAAGAACUGGAAAGAGAUUGUGCAGUCUUGUGACCUGCAGAAUUGGAGAGAAGCUUUGGCUGCUGUGCUCACUUAUGCCAGGCCAGAUGAGUUUGCAGGCCUUUGUGAUCUCUUGGGUAGCAGGCUGGAGAAUGAGGGGGACAGCGUUCUGCAGACACAAGCUUGUCUCUGUUUCAUUUGUGCCGGCAAUGUGGAUAAACUCGUUGCUUGUUGGACCAAAGUUCAGGAUGGAAACAGCCCCCUGUCCCUUCAGGAUUUAAUAGAGAAAGUCGUAAUCCUGCGCAAAGCUGUGCAGCUCACCCAGGCUGUGGACCCUAAUGCUGUGGGGGCCCUUUUGGCUGAUAAGAUGAGCCAGUAUGCCAACCUCCUGGCUGCUCAGGGAAGCCUUGCUGCAGCUUUGACCUUCCUCCCUGCAAACACCAACCAGCCGAACAUCGUGCAGCUACGGGACAGACUUUGCAGAGCCCAAGGGGAGCUGCCAGUGGGACAGGAUGGCCCCAAGGGACCAUAUGAGAGAGAGCCCAUGCCCAAAGGACGAGCUGGCCCCGUGGCUGGACGGAUGCAAGCACCCCAGGCUCCAGGCCAGCAGUAUUACCAGCAGGGAGACAACCCACCUCCUCCAGGGUUUAUCAUGCCAGGUGCUGUUAACCCCAACAUGCCACCACAGCAAGCUGCAUCUUCCAAUUACAGCAUGUACUCACAAGCAGGGACACGGCCAACAUACCCACAAACGUAUCAGGCCACACAGCAGUACUCCUCUGGAACAGGGGGACCAGCCCUCUAUCAGCCUCAGCAGCCUAUCGCUGUCCCUGCUUCAGCCUCUUACCCUAACCCUGCCCCUAACACCACCUCUCCCUACCUGCCCUCUGCCCCUGCCCACUCCAUGCCCUCCCCGCUGUACCCCGGGCAGCCUCAACCCUCCCCAACCAGCCUGAAUCCCGUCUCUUCCUUCCCUGGUCCUUCUUCUGGCACAUCCUUUCAGCAUGGCAGGCCAGGACUUCCAGCAACUUCUGUGGCUUAUGCAUUACCUACUGGACCAACAGGACCUCAGAACGGCUGGAACGACCCUCCCACCCUGAACAGAGCUGCCAAGAAGAAGAAGGUCCCUGAUAACUUCCUGCCCCCAGUGCCCAUCACUUCCCCCAUCAUGAACCCGCUGGCGGAUCCGCAGUCUCAGAUGCAGCAGCCUCCAGCUCCAGCACCACCCACUGGUGCCCCCAGUUUCCAGCCCCCACACCUCCCUGCAGGGCAGCUGGUGCUGCAGGGUGGCUACCCACCUGCUUCCCAGCCCCUGGGGCCAUCCAUCCUGCCACCUUCUGUUUCCAAACCCAGCACGGAGGGAGCCCCUGGAGCCCCAAUCGGCAAUGCCAUUCAGCAUGUGCAGGCACUGCCAACAGAGAAGAUUACCAAGAAGCCCAUCCCUGAGGAGCACCUUAUUCUGAAGACCACGUUUGAAGCUCUUAUCCAGAGGUGCCUGCUGUCUGCCUCUGAUCCGCAAACCAAGAGGAAACUGGAUGAUGCAAAUAAACGCCUGGAGUUUCUAUAUGACAAACUUAGGGAACAGACACUCUCUCCAACCAUCAUUAGUGGUUUGCACAACAUUGUGAAGAGCAUUGAGACCCGAAACUACCAGGAAGGACUGAACAUCCACACACACAUCGUCAGCACCAGCAACUUCAGCGAGACCUCUGCUUUCAUGCCAGUUCUGAAAGUUGUCCUCACCCAGGCCAAUAAGCUGGGGGUGUGAAGUAGCCCUGCACACUUACUUGCAAAGCCUUGAUGGUUGCUGUUCCAAAGAAGUGCAUUUCUACAGCAGAACAUGCAGGAAAUGGACCAAACUCUUGUCCUCACAGCAUGUCGCGGUAGAGCGCUGACAAACGGCAUUGCACCCUCCCUGCAAAAAAAAAUACUUCGUUCUAGAAGGGCUAUGGAGCCCUGGUGCUUUUCUUUUAAUCCUUUUCCCAUCCCUAAUGAUUCGCAUCUGCAAAUAGUGUAUUUAAUGGAUGAUGUCUCAUGUUGUCAGUUUUUAGAUGCAUGUUAUACUGCUCAACAGCGGCUUUUAAUAACAGAUGUACGUGUUAAACCAACAGGAUAGGUUGUGUAUCAGACCCUAAACCAGAAUAUUUCCUUCCACCCCACCAUUCCUUGUCUACCAGAUUAAAACCAGUCUGAUCAUGUUAUAA
Acanthisitta chloris (rifleman) is the source of this 4093-nucleotide messenger RNA. RefSeq names its product SEC31 homolog A (S. cerevisiae) (gene SEC31A). Bases 1 to 3657 code for a protein of 1218 amino acids. The record is from RefSeq and is a predicted model, not a curated record. Gene Ontology annotation, cellular component: endoplasmic reticulum exit site; COPII vesicle coat. Gene Ontology annotation, molecular function: protein binding; structural molecule activity. Gene Ontology annotation, biological process: intracellular protein transport; endoplasmic reticulum organization; COPII-coated vesicle cargo loading. NCBI's taxonomy places the organism in Eukaryota, Metazoa, Chordata, Aves, Passeriformes, Acanthisittidae. The transcript has 26 exons.